Messenger RNA from Paraphaeosphaeria sporulosa, 1072 nucleotides. RefSeq names its product Fe superoxide dismutase-like protein. Gene Ontology annotation, molecular function: metal ion binding; superoxide dismutase activity. Bases 32 to 913 code for a protein of 293 amino acids. NCBI's taxonomy places the organism in Eukaryota, Fungi, Ascomycota, Dothideomycetes, Pleosporales, Didymosphaeriaceae. The transcript has 3 exons. The record is from RefSeq and is a predicted model, not a curated record. Gene Ontology annotation, biological process: superoxide metabolic process.
AGACCGUCCAUCGCACCGCCAGACACACAUCAUGAUAAUACGCUCCCUCACGAGACGGCCCGGCGCCCUCCAGACUCUCGCCCAGCAUGCCAGCAGAGCUCCCUACGCACGACGGUUACACGGGGUGCCGUCGCUGCUGAACCACGACGAGCUGGUCAACAAUGGCAUCCCGGGCCUGUUCAGCAAGAAGCAGUUUGACAUUGCCUACACGCAGUACCAGGGCCACAUCGUCGAGUCCCUCAACAUUGCGACCGCCGGCUCCGCGUACGAGAACAGAGACCCCAAGUCCCUCAUCGUCGACAUCGCCCGCGAUCCCCUGAUGGCCUACCCCUGGAACCUCGCCUCCAUGGCCUUCAACAACCACUUCUUCUUCCGCGGCCUCAACACCAACCCCAACAUCGCAUCCGCGCCCUCGGCCGACCUCGUGCCCCUCAUCAACCGCAGCUUCCACUCCCUCGAGACCCUGCAAGAGACAAUGAUGCUCACCGCCGACGCCAUGUUCGGCCCCGGCUUCGUCUGGCUCGUCCAGACCCCCGACGCAAAGGACCAGCCCCUCAAGCUCCUCACCACCUACAUCGCCGGCAGCCCGCUCUCCGGUGCCCACAACCGCAAGCAGCCCGCCGACAUGAACACGCAGAACACCGAGUCGUACGCGGGCAGCUUCGGCGCCGCUGCCCGCCAGAAGGAGAACAGGCCCAAGAAGGCCCUCGGCGGUGUCGACGUUGUCCCGCUGCUGUGCGUCAACACGUGGGAGCACGUCUGGCUGCACGACUACGGCGUCGCCGGCAAGAUGAGCUUCUUGGAGAAGUGGUGGGCCAAGAUCGACUGGGCGCAGGUGCAGCAGAAUGUGCUGUUCGAGAAGCCCCAGACGCAGAGCGCGGGAGGCGGGUUCAGGCAGUUUUACAGCAGCUAGAGAAGCCAGCUGCUGGGCAAGGUGUAGGACUACAUGUACAAAAUAGAGGGGAGGCUGGAUGGCGAGCUGAGCAUAUAGAUGUACACUAACUACUGCUGCACGAGAACUUGUUGCCUGGAUAGCACUGCGUGCAAAUCGAGUCAAUGGCCCUACGAUUGC